Molecule: messenger RNA, 1338 nt
Organism: Neoarthrinium moseri
Lineage: Eukaryota; Fungi; Ascomycota; Sordariomycetes; Amphisphaeriales; Apiosporaceae
Exons: 3
Coding region: 1-1338 (445 amino acids)
Biological process (GO): phosphatidylethanolamine biosynthetic process
Cellular component (GO): cytoplasm
Molecular function (GO): ethanolamine-phosphate cytidylyltransferase activity
Source: RefSeq, a predicted model, not a curated record
AUGUCGUCAGAAGAGGAGGUCCUAUCCGGUCCCCCUGCCCCUGAGGUUUUGGAGGGAAGAAUAUGGGUAGACGGCUGCUGGGACUUCUUCCACCACGGCCAUGCAGGCGCCAUGCUCCAGGCCCGCCAGCUCGGCACGGAGCUCUACGUGGGGGUACAUUCGGAUGAGUCUAUUCUCGAGAACAAGGGGCCGACUGUCAUGACCCUGCAAGAACGGCUCGCCGCCGUAGAUGCAUGCCGCUGGGUCACCAGAUCCGUUGCUCACGCUCCAUACGUCACGCAGCUGGACUUCAUCAGCCACUUUGGCUGCAAAUAUGUCGUGCACGGUGAUGAUAUUACGAGUGACAGCAGUGGAGAGGAUUGCUACCGUUUCGUCAAGGCGGCAGGAAGGUUCAAGGUUGUCAAGAGGACCCCCAGCAUCUCAACCACUGACCUGGUUGGGCGCAUGUUACUCUGCACGAGGACUCACUUCAUCAAGUCCUUAAAGAAAACCCUGGCUGGUCAAGAGGGCAAUGGGACGGACGAUGAGAAGAAAGCUGUGGGGCAAGCCAUGUCCGAACGCAUCAGGCAGUAUGCCACCGAUGAGACGGGAACUGCCCCCGGAGCCGACGUCUGGUUCUGGUCUGCAUCAGACGCCGCCAAGACUCAGGAUACCGAAGAGGAGAAGGGCACGUUCUCUUCGCAUCUGAAGGGACCGGGUCCCAGACCUGGUCAACGGGUUGUUUACGUAGACGGAGGCUUCGAUCUAUUCUCCAGUGGCCAUAUCGAAUUCUUGCGGUUGGUUGUCGAGGCCGAAGAGAAGCUUGCCCGCAAAGACGGUUGGUAUGACCAACAAGCUGUCGACGAGCGCAAGGGUAAGGGCGGCGACUAUGGCCCGGUCUUUGUGGUUGCCGGUGUGCACGAUGACGAGGUCAUCAACCAUUGGAAAGGAAUCAACUAUCCAAUCAUGAACAUUUUCGAGAGAGGCCUUUGCGUCCUCCAAUGUAGGUAUGUCAACGCAGUUGUCUUCGGUGCUCCUUUCUCGCCGUCCAAGACAUACUUGGCAAGCUCACCAUGGGGUACUCCUGAUGCCGUGUAUCACGGCCCGACCUCGUUUAUGCCAUUGUCAUAUGACCCCUACACUGGUCCAAAAGAAAUGGGCAUUUUCCAAGAAGUCCCCAUGCACGCAUUUCACGAAGUAAAUGCUGGCACCAUCGUCCAGCGCAUCAUGAAGAGCCGAGACCUCUACGAGGAGCGACAGCGAAAGAAGGGUGCCAAGGCCAACAUAGAAGCUGCCGCAAGACAGAGGGAGAUCUUGGAGGAAGAGCAGCAAUUGAGGGAAGAGCAAAGAGCGUCUUAA